Molecule: messenger RNA, 161 nt
Organism: Funneliformis mosseae
Lineage: Eukaryota; Fungi; Glomeromycota; Glomeromycetes; Glomerales; Glomeraceae
Source: the annotation of a GenBank genome assembly
AAGCUCUUUUGGCUGCUCUUCUAGAUCUACGCUUCAAAAAAUUAAAAUUUAUUACACAAGAACAAAAGAAAGAUACAGAGAAUGAAUUAUAUAAACAAUAUGAUAAUAUAAAGUUAGAUCAAUCUAAUCCUACUCCUUUACCUCUAACUCCAUCACAAUAA